GGGCUCGUCGCGGUUCCGCUUUGUCGGGCAGAACGGCACAAAAUCCGCAGUGGGCUCCCUAUGCGAAUUCUUUUUUUUUGGCAUGGCCCAGCGUCUUCCGUUGCCCUCAACUUGCACCGCACCAAAGCAGCUCCAUUUUCGGUUCUUUUUCUGUCAUCUUCGCGGACACCUUAGGUGUUGCGUUGAAUGAAGGCCGUUCAUCUCGACGUCGGUGGUCCCGUAGGGUGGACAUUGAGCGUGACCCCAAGUUUUUCUCUGGCCCGCAUGUCGCCAUGCAUUCCAUUCGCUGGGCGUUUUCAUUCAGUGAAUCACGCCACAUACACAACACCCAUUGUAAAAUGCUCUCCCUUUUAAUUAACCUUUAUUUUGUAACAAGGUGGUAUAGUGGGCUGGUAGAUGUCCUUCGCAAGCGCAACGAACCGUGAAGCCUGGUGUCACGGACACGGGCGAAUUCCGGGUUAGCCCUGAGACUCCACAUCUGAGAUGCCAACCCAUCGUGCCCUCUCUCAAGAGGAAGCAAAAGGACCCCUCAACGUGAAAGAAGUAACGACAGCUUCUCCCGCGGCUCUUCAAGUUCAGAUUCGCAUCAAAGCAGUCGGCCUAAACCCGUUGGACUAUAAACAAAUAUACGAUAAUUAUCGGGUUUCUGAGUACCCCUGGAUCGGUGGCUUAGAUCUAUCUGGCGUUGUCACAGAGGUCGGAGAAGAGGUGACUCAUCUCCAGGAAGGGGACAGGGUAGCAACUGCUGCUGUGCAUUUCAUUGACGGACAACCAGCUGCUGCAUUUCAAGAGAUUUCAAGCAGCGAUGCUAAUAUCGCUUUCAAGAUACCCCAAAUAGUCGGCCACGAUGCGGCGGCAUCUAUCUCAAUCAACUACUACACUGCGAUCGUGGGACUCUGUCUUCCCGAGCAUCUCAACCUUCGCUUCCCCGCCCUUCCCCAUCCUUCGAACCCAGCUCCCCUGGAAAAUCUGCAGCCUGAUUCUGAUGCCCCUAUUCUUGUUUGGGGUGCAGGCUCUGGAGUGGGAAAACACGCCCUCCAAAUCCUUCGCAUUGCAGGCUAUACGAACGUGCUCGCCACUGCUGCCUCGCAUUACUUCGACAGCGCCAAGGCUUUGGGUGCGAAAGAAGUGUUCGAUUACAAAGACGAACAUGUUGUAAAGAAUAUCCGAGCUUAUUUGGGUGACGCCAAAGUCUUGCACGCCUAUGAUGCUAUCUCGACGCCUAACACCAUCAGUAAGUUGAUUGAAAUUGUCAAUGUAGGGGGAACGAUUGCUACUGUCACUCCUGAGGGGCAGGAUCUCCUGCCAUUCCAUGGCGCUGCAAUUAGACGUGCGGGCAUCCAAGGCGCAAUUGUAAUCAGCAAGACCAACCCUGAGCAUUGGGAGUUUGGACGCCGUGCAAGGGAACUGAUUCAAGACUGGCUGCAAUAUCAUGGCGAUGACAAGCGCUUCAAAUACUUCUUCAAUAGUACUUACGUCAUCCCAGGAGGACUGGACGGAGGUGGUAUACAGCGAGGCUUAGAAAUGCUCGGCAGGAACGAAAAUCAUGGGAAGAAAAUUAUCGUGAAGGGCAUCUGAUGAAUGCAAUCGAUGACGGAGUGUCUGGUAUGUACAGUGUAUCAUAAGAAGAUAAUGGAAAACACGGAUUGGAAGAGUGGAAAAUAUUCCAGUUG
Messenger RNA from Cantharellus anzutake, 1673 nucleotides. RefSeq names its product chaperonin 10-like protein. Lineage: Eukaryota; Fungi; Basidiomycota; Agaricomycetes; Cantharellales; Hydnaceae. Bases 484 to 1578 code for a protein of 364 amino acids. The record is from RefSeq and is a predicted model, not a curated record. The transcript has 6 exons. Gene Ontology annotation, molecular function: oxidoreductase activity, acting on NAD(P)H.